Gasterosteus aculeatus aculeatus (three-spined stickleback) is the source of this 4224-nucleotide messenger RNA. It is a transcript of the gene kctd15b, whose product is annotated as potassium channel tetramerization domain containing 15b. Lineage: Eukaryota; Metazoa; Chordata; Actinopteri; Perciformes; Gasterosteidae. The record is from RefSeq and is a predicted model, not a curated record. Gene Ontology annotation, biological process: protein homooligomerization. Gene Ontology annotation, molecular function: protein binding.
AGAGAGAGAGUGGAGUUGAGCUAAUUGUAGCCUAAUCCCAUGGCCCAGAGGCACUCGGGCACCCCGGAGCAGGAUUUUUCUCUUUUCGAGCUUCGCUCUGUUAUUUACAGACGGAUUAUUGGCUUUCUUCUUCUCACAACAAACCACAGGGGCAGUUCCGUUUAGGCAAAAGAAGAAGAAGAGAAUACGCUGAAAUACGAAGCAGGAUUCCAAACAAGAGCGCACAUCUUCUUCUUCUUUUCUCCCCCCCCCUCCUCUCUCCCCUAUCUCGCGCGUAUCCAAAUAAGAGCGGCGCAGAGGAAGGAGACCAGCUCAUCCAUGUACAAGGAGGGAAGAAGCAUGUCACGGCUGUCUCUGACCCGGUCCCCGGUCUCCCCUCUGGCCUCCCAGGGGAUCCCACUGCCGGCUCAGCUGACCAAGUCCAACGCCCCGGUGCACAUCGACGUGGGGGGACACAUGUACACCAGCAGCCUGGCGACGCUCACCAAGUACCCGGACUCCAGAAUCAGUCGCUUGUUCAACGGCACCGAGCCCAUCGUGUUGGACAGCUUGAAGCAGCACUACUUCAUAGAUCGGGACGGCGAGAUAUUCCGCUACAUUCUCAGCUUCCUCAGGACCAGCAAACUGCUGCUCCCGGACGACUUCAAGGACUUCCACCUGCUGUACGAGGAGGCGCGCUACUACCAGCUGACGCCCAUGAUCAAGGAGCUGGAGCGCUGGAAGCAGGAUCGCGAGCAGCGGCGAAUGGGGCAGCCCUGCGACUGCCUGGUGGUCCGCGUCACGCCCGACCUGGGCGAGAGGAUCGCCCUGAGCGGCGAGAAGGUCCUCAUCGAGGAGAUCUUCCCGGAGACGGGAGACGUCAUGUGUAACUCGGUCAACGCCGGCUGGAACCAGGACCCGACGCACGUCAUCCGCUUCCCCCUCAACGGCUACUGCAGGCUCAACUCUGUCCAGGUCCUGGAGCGCCUUUUCCAGAAAGGCUUCAGCGUGGCGGCGUCCUGCGGAGGCGGCGUGGACUCGUCCCAGUUCAGCGAGUACGUGUUGUGUCGCGAGGACCGACGGAGUCUCUGCCUCAACACGCCCAUCAGGAUAAAACAGGAACCGCUGGACUAAGGCAUCCUGGGAGAGGGACUGCCGGCCCUACCAACGCUCCUUCCACCCCCCCCCCCCCUCACCGCCCCGUCCUAACUACCCCGUCGCAACCAGCCCCAACGCACCGAAGUAUUAGCGGAGGCGCGUUAACCUCGCCGCCUCUGCGGAACUCUUAAGGGGAAUGUAGUACCAAACCAAGGAGAAAAAGAAAAAGGUUUUAAUUAUGUGAAAUGCGCCAGAAGAAUCUGGGACUGUGAUGAAAACAGCAACGACGACUCGACUCACGCAGCUCACUUGAACCAUUUUAGCACCGUCAUUGGUGGAUUUUCCCCCCCCCCUGUAAUUCUUAUGAGAAAGAGGUUCUCAACCCUUUUUGGAGUGACACAACUGGCCCCUCCUCCCAACACACACACACACACACCACCCUUCUUCUGUCAGUGGUGUAUCACCCGGUUGUGUCGGUAUGAGGCCCAUGUCUGGUCUGCUGAAGGACAGGAAAGCAUCGGCAGACAGGACACUGUUAAGGAUGGCAGGAAGAGGACAUGAUCUCAUCUUGCGGAUCCCCCGAAAAGGGCCCAAAUCGACCCUGAGGCCCCCCCCCCCACUCUCCACACAGGCCUGGCUGCAGACGACCGGGCGCCUCGCCGAAAGACAGCAUCGUUCGCCAAACUGAUUGUUUAUUACAAUUUUCAUUGUUGUUUCUAAAGUAUGUUCUUCUUGAUCUUUUUGCUGUUCUUCUCAUGACACGGUGUAAACAAUUAUUAUUAAUAGGAUUCAUUUUAAUGUCUCUCUUUUCCUCUCUCCAAUAUGAAGGAUGUAUGAACGUUGUAUUCAUUAGGCUUUGAGAGCUUGCGAAGGGAGCGAUUUCCUGGCAGGAGCUUCAGAAACUCGGAUGCCCGCAGGCUAUGUGGCUAAAGCGAUCUGGUUGGCAACGAAUUCGGAGCCGGAAAAAAGUCCCAUUGUUAAAACAGAGAUGGAAGAGAACCUGGAUCUUAGGAAAAAACAAUAAGAAAUGAUAGUCCAAUGUCUAGCACACAUACAAAAAAGUGCUCUGGAAUUCCUGCCUAUUAGCUGUAGAACAUAUCUCGGGUCUCUGAUCUGGUGGGCGAGAAAUUUUUCCUCGUAUUUAGCAGAAGUUUCAAGAAAUCCAGGUUGAAGUUGCACAGGCUCUAAGUGUAUUGUGACUUUGUCGAGUUAGAAUGUUAAAGGCUUAAUGACCAACGUGGAGGUUUACCAGUAUGUCUCGUGCUCCGCGAGGGGACGUACUCUAAAUGCUCAAAUGUUUCUUUGCACUUAAAUCGUUUCUUACGGCGCUGGUCGGCCCCGUUCCCGCCCGACACUUGUUUGAACCCUGUCAAGCAGUUUUAUUGUCUCGUGUUUCACUAAAGCGCUGAAAACAAACAGAAGUUGUGUCGAUUUUGUCUAUAUUGCCAACGCCAUUUGAGUCUCCAUCUGUAACAGUUUAUAGCUAAAAAAAACAAGAAGACACGAUGCAGUGAAAAACUGAACAGAAUGAAGAGCACCAGAGUAGCUCACAGUACCUCCGGACUAAGUUUGAGAGACAAAGUCUUCGCCUGUUUUAAUACUGUCACUUCUAAGCCCAGAUUAGUCCGACGGUUCUUCUCAUGUAUGUAUGGCAGAACCCGGUGUGAACCGUACUCCCGGCCUCCUCCACAAAGAGGCGAGUGGGCGGCAUUUACUCUCUCCCGCUCCCGUUCUCUGGGCCUUAUUCUCAAACAUUUCUGCAUCAAAGACAGAAAUACAAGAAAGGCCAAGUCUUCAAUGCUCUGUAUUUGUGUGUAACUUACAGAUGCCGUUUCUUCCACUCUGAAAGACUGAUAAAAAGGAGAAAAAAGAAUAGAGAAGCCUAUUCUGACCGUUGUGAGCACUGGCGUUUGUUUGAGUUUAAAAACGGGCCUUAGCUUCUCCGACUACGCUGCCGCAAUAUGUGGUCUCGCCGGAUGGCCGUUGAUUAAACAAGCCUGACGGGAGUCCGGAGCCCCCCCCCCCCUCCAGGGGGGUCUCGCUCACAAUCAGGCCCAUCUUUGUUCUGACCUGCGCCUUUGCAUCCAGUCGCCUCAAAGGGAAUGGUCAACAAGGCCUUUUCAUGUCGGGCAUUUCACAGCGCUCCUCGCCCCCUCCCUUCAUCCUGCCUCCCUGAAGGCUCGCAUCUCCUCCUACCCCUCCCCAUGGCCACCCCGCUGUGUCAUCCCCAUCCCGGGCUUUUCUUAUUUCUCCAAAAACUGACCGUGGCCCCGCCGGACCGAACACUGCUGCAGACCAGAACUGAUGAGUCAAACGCGAGUGCACCCAGAAGCUACUGUAGAGGCAGGCGACUCGCCCCCGCUGGUGUGUGAUGCAGUCGGUACGAGGCGUGGAACGCCACCGCGGUUUGUCCUUGAGCAAACACAAGCCACGUAGAGAAAAGGAGCGUUGUAGUGCAACCACACGUCUGCAACUACUGCCUUUUCUGAGAAGAAGGAAGAUGAGGUGCAGUUUUCUCACCUAUGUGGCAUUUAGAAAUCACAGAAUGGACUUUCGGAUAAAAACACGAGCGGUCGUUCCCACCUGAGCGUAAAGCGAGGAAAAGGAGCACAACUGGCAGUUGGGGGCUUCUGCCUGCAAUGAGCGAACCAGGGGGUCCCACUUCCCGACCUGCCGUUUGAGUGAAAAGUCGAGUGCAAAAGGUCAACAAACUCUGCAGGGUUGGGAACUUCAUAGGCAUGCCCGCCCCCCCCCCGCCGCCCCCCACAUCCCCUCUCUCCCCCCUCCGGAUGAAGUGCUGGUCAGCGUUUCGGCCAGCUCACACAGAAUUCACGCCACCUCGGAGGCGGGUCAGCUGUACAGUUAUUGUAUAUUGAACUACAAGGACUCGGGGGUUUUACUGGGCCGCCGUGUUUUUCAGAGACCCCUCUCGUAAAAAAAAACAAGAAAAUGCAAAGAAUACAAAGCGUCGCAUUGUGUACAUAUGGAUUCAAACGUUUCAAAAGGGUAUAAUAAGGUGCAAAUGUAUAUUAUUUAAAGUGUUUGAAAACAAUUAGACUGUGGUAUUAAAAGGGCAUGUGUUCAUUUGCGGUGUCUCCAUUUGACUUUUCUUGCAUAUUUGCGAUAAUAAAAGGAUGUACUGAUGUA